Messenger RNA from Abrus precatorius (Indian licorice), 4653 nucleotides. RefSeq lists its product as uncharacterized. Gene Ontology annotation, molecular function: ATP binding; protein binding; protein kinase activity. The transcript is spliced from 9 exons. Gene Ontology annotation, biological process: protein phosphorylation; signal transduction. The record is from RefSeq and is a predicted model, not a curated record. Bases 263 to 4375 code for a protein of 1370 amino acids. Gene Ontology annotation, cellular component: cytoplasm. NCBI's taxonomy places the organism in Eukaryota, Viridiplantae, Streptophyta, Magnoliopsida, Fabales, Fabaceae.
GUGAAAGCAAUUCAUUGUUUGCGCUUGUCACCGUUCCCUCUUUUUUCCAUUUCGGGAUUCCACAAUUCUUCUAUUCUCUCUCUAUCAUUAUCUAUCUAAUCUAUCACUCUUACUACAACCUUCAAUUCAAUUUCUGUUUUGAUUUUUUUUCUUCCAAUUUUACUAGGGUUUAAUUGCACCCUCAAUGCAGUAAUCAAUCUCACACGAUACCGUUCCUUAUUCAUUCAUUCUUUCGGAUCUUAAUUAAUAGCUUUUUGCAGCCAUGGCGUUUGAUCAAAAUUCCGUUCCUAUGGAUCUUCGUCCGUUAAACGUAGUUCCGGGGAUGGCGGAGGAACCCCUCAUUUCGCCGGUAACCGUCACGCCACCACCGACUCCGAAUUCGGCUCGCGAGCUUUUCUACCAGCCAGCGGUCUCCGCAACGUGGCACGUUUGCUCCAUUGCGCAUACCAAUGCGAACUCUGCUCCUUUUGGUUUUAACUACGGUGGUUCUGGUUUCGGUAAUCGUGUUGUGACUGGGAAUGCUAUGAAUUUGGGGAACUGGGUGGGGGCUAAUGGAUUGGAUAGGGUUAGCAAUGAUGUAAAUGGUUUUGGUGGUGCUGCUCUUCGGGGGAAUAGAGUGGUUGAUCAGGUUCAGGUCGGUGAUGAGGGUGGGGAUGAUUUGGUUUCAGGGAGGAAAGUGAAGUUUUUGUGUAGUUUUGGUGGGAAGAUAUUGCCUAGGCCUAGUGAUGGAAUGUUGAGAUAUGUUGGAGGGCAAACGAGGAUCAUUAGUGUUAGGAAAGAUGUUAGUUUCAAUGAUUUGGCGCAGAAGAUGGCUGAUACUUAUGGCCAGCCUGUGGUUAUCAAGUAUCAGCUACCCGAGGAGGAUCUUGAUGCUUUGGUGUCUGUUUCAUGCCCUGAUGAUGUUGAGAAUAUGAUGGAGGAGUAUGAAAAAUUGGUUGAGAGAUCUCCGGAUGGUUCUGCAAAGUUGAGGGUUUUUCUGUUUUCGGCUUCGGAGACUGAACUUUCUGGUGGGAUGCAGUUUGGGGACUUGCAAGAUACCGGGCAGAAGUAUUUUGAUGCUGUGAAUGGAAUUGGUAUUGCGGAUGGGAAUGGGGAUAGUGCUGGAAUCAAUAGGAAGGAGAGCAUCGCCAGUGCAGCUUCAACCCAGAAUUCUGAUUUGAGUGGGAAUGAGAUUAUUGACGGUUCAAUUGCUAGUCCAGGGGAUGUCAGUGGGGCGCCUGUGUCGCCACCUAAGGAGAAUGUGGCAGCUUCUCAAGACACGAGUGCAAAUUUGGCAGUUUUGGAGCCCGGUGCAGCAGUUUACUCAGGUGCUUUUGCGGUUUCAUCGGCCAUGCCUGUGGCUAAGACUAGUCCAACACAAACUCCAUAUUUCCAGAAAGAGGUAGAGUUAGAAAAGUCUGUGCCUGUUACUGUAUCCCAGCAGCCAUAUGGAUUGCAGCCAUCUGGAACGGAAAUUUCAAUACCUUCACGUUAUUUGCAGCCAUUUGUUGAUCCAGGCAAGGAGGUUGUGAACCAUGCAGAUUAUGUCCAGCUGCCUUCCUCGAUGGGGAUGACAAAUCAGCUUUUAGGGAAGACUGGGCCUGUCUUCACCCAACAGCAGUUUCAUGAUAAUAGCCCUGGUUUAGCAUUCCAUCAGGUCAUCCCUGGGGUACGAAUGACAAUGACGCAAUCAUCUUCUCAUGUUGGUGUAAGGCCCAAUGCUAUUCAACCACAACCAUUGGUGCAACCUCAGCAACAACGUUUGGAUAAAUAUAAUGAUGAAAAUGCAUCAGGGAUAAGGAUUGUCCAGCUUCCUGCUGAACGCAGCUAUAACGCAUACCAGGUUCCAGUGAAUCAAGUCCCAUCUGUCAUAGUUGGAGGUAAUUAUGGCUGGGUUCAGGUUCCUCCACAAGAGCAUGUCGUUUUCUCUGAUGGGUUAUUACCUCAACAACAUGUAAUGAUCCCUGAGAAUAUCCAAAGAGUCGAGGACUGUUUUAUGUGUCAGACAAAACUACCUCAUGCACAUUCAGAUCCCGUUCCUCUGGUUCAGGAUCAGCGUAAUAGUGGUGUGGGUCCAAUUCAUGAUUUAUCCCCAAGUCACCGUAGUUUCCCAAUGGAGGACAGUAUGAAAGUUCAAGCAACAAAUUGGGUUAUGCCUAUGGUGACUGCACCCUUGAAGGAAGGCAUUGUUGAACAAGGGGCUGGGACCAGGCCAAGGGUUGUUGGCAAAUUGGAACCUCCAGAUGGAGUAAAUCGUACUGAUACAACUGACCUUUCUCAUAAUAUUGAGCCACAGACUGUAGGCGGGAGGGUCUUUAAACAAAAGCUAGAAGAAUUUGAUCAACCCAGGAAUUCAUUUUUCCAGGAAGAGAUUGGAAGGACAGGUAGAGAACAGUCUCUCAAUGAUGGGCUCAUGGGAACCGCACCACUGUCUUAUCCAGAAGAUGUUGUUGACCAGCACACAGUACCAACAGAAAACUGGGUUAAACAUGAUGUGCUUGUUGACAAAACUGUCAAUAAUGAUAUAACUGUCGUUGAUGGAACAGCUAAACAAACUUCAGAGUGUAUGGUUCAAGGAUCUCUAAAAGAAUAUACUAAUGAGCCUACUGGUGUUGUUUCUAAGUCAGACGUAGUAGAUAAUUGGAUUAGAAAAGACCAUCUAAAACCUAUUGAUGGAAGGAUGGACACCUGCAAGUUAUGCAAUCCUGAAGUUUAUGUAAGUAAUGAUCAAUGUUUUCUCCAAAGUAGGAAUGAUAACUUAGAUUACGACACUCGCCAUUCCGUAGAGGAAGAGGUGAUUCUGGAUAACUUUGUCAGGUCAAAAUUGAUAGUUGAUCCCAAUCAAAAUAAGAUUACAGGUGUGCUGCCUUGUUCUUCUACUGAAAUUUCAUAUGGGCACAAUUCCAGGCCAGGUGAAUAUGAGGCCAUACAUGCCCCUGUUUGGGGCAUUCCUGGUUCAAAUCCUCAAUCAAAUAUUGGAACCCACCAAAAGGAUGACACAGCAUCAUCCGCAACAUCACCCUCUGUCAGGUUUAGAGAAGUGCAGGAUACUCCAAGCUCACUUUUCAGCAAUCAGGAUCCCUGGAGUAUACAGCAUGGUACCUUCUUUCCACCUGUCAUGCCUAGCAAAGCUUUAUUAAAGAAAGAAACCUCUUCUCGGAAGGAUCAUUUUGGUGAAAAUCCGGGCAACAGUGCGGAACAAAGUUUAAAGUCACAAUUGGAUGAUGACCUCUACCAGUCAUUCAAACAAAAUUUGACUUUUGAGCAUGGUCGGUCUGCCAAAGGCUCCACUGAAGACCAACAACUUCAAGCUGUUGCUGAAGAUGUUGCAGCCUCUGUUCUGCACUCAAGAACUCUUUCAAAUCCUGAAGAGUUUGAGGAUGGCAAUGCUUCAAAUAAUCCGAUAGAUGUGAAGUGCAGAGAUAAAACUCAGGAUGUCAACAGCAAGCCACUGGAAAAGGGAAAUUUUGGCUUUCCAGCAACAGGUGUUGGAAAAUUACAGGUUAUAAAGAAUUGUGAUCUUGAAGAACUGACAGAACUCGGUUCUGGUACCUUUGGGACUGUAUAUCAUGGAAAAUGGAGGGGUUCUGAUGUUGCAAUCAAACGGAUUACUGAUAGGUGUUUUGCUGGAAAGCCUUCAGAGCAAGAGCGCAUGAGAGAUGACUUCUGGAAUGAGGCAAUCAAGCUUGCCGACUUGCACCAUCCAAAUGUGGUAGCUUUCUAUGGUGUUGUGCUUGAUGGCCCUGGAGGUUCUGUGGCAACAGUAACCGAAUAUAUGAUUAACGGUUCUCUGAGAAAUGUCUUGCAGAAGAGUGAGAGGAAUCUUGAUAGGCGCAGGCGUCUUUUGAUUGCAAUGGAUGUGGCCUUUGGUAUGGAGUACUUGCAUGGAAAAAACAUAGUACACUUUGACUUGAAAAGUGACAACUUGCUUGUGAAUCUCAGAGAUCCACACCGUCCAAUAUGCAAGGUUGGUGACUUGGGUCUGUCCAAAGUAAAAUGUAAAACGCUGAUCUCUGGCGGUGUUAGAGGAACUCUACCAUGGAUGGCUCCAGAACUGCUCAACGGAAGCAGUAACCUUGUUUCAGAGAAGGUUGAUGUGUUUUCAUUUGGCAUUGUAAUGUGGGAACUUUUGACUGGAGAAGAGCCGUAUGCCGACUUGCAUUAUGGUGCUAUUAUCGGUGGUAUUGUGAGCAACACUUUGCGCCCUCCUGUUCCUGAAUCUUGUGAUCCAGAAUGGAGAUUGUUGAUGGAGAGGUGCUGGUCAUCGGAGCCAAUAGAGAGACCUACCUUCACUGAUAUUGCCAAUGAAUUACGUUCUAUGGCAGCCAGGAUCUCUCCUAAAGGACAAAACCAACAGUUGCAACCCUCUUCGUUGCAGACUCAAGUCCAGAAAUAAUUUUUGCUUUGUGUUUUUCAUCCAAUUGACUGACCGAUGCAUUAUUCAAUAUCUAUUACAGGGAAGGGAAAAUUUAUUAAUUAGUUCAGACAGAUAGUUUACUAAGGUUGUUAAUAAGUGUCAGGCUUUUUUUUAGCUUUGCUGCAUAUUCUUCUAUUACAUCCAACCCUCAAUGAACAUUAUGAAAUGUGUCAUUUGAGUGUGCCAAAAAAGGAAAUUCAUUGUCAAUAUUUUGAUCUUUUUAAAAUGCAUAUUGUAAAGAGUUAUACCGGUUAUUG